Solanum dulcamara is the source of this 3988-nucleotide messenger RNA. Its product is annotated as lysine-specific demethylase JMJ28. NCBI's taxonomy places the organism in Eukaryota, Viridiplantae, Streptophyta, Magnoliopsida, Solanales, Solanaceae. Gene Ontology annotation, molecular function: chromatin DNA binding; histone H3K9 demethylase activity; transcription coregulator activity. Gene Ontology annotation, biological process: regulation of transcription by RNA polymerase II. The record is from RefSeq and is a predicted model, not a curated record. The transcript has 12 exons. Gene Ontology annotation, cellular component: histone deacetylase complex; chromatin. Bases 686 to 3700 code for a protein of 1004 amino acids.
UUAAUGUAACCUCUGCCAAAAGUGAAAAAGAGAAAAAAAAAUCAUUCAGGAGAACAAUUUCAUCUUUGCAGCAACUUAUAUUCAAACAUAAAAUUCAUUUCUUUUGUUCAGCCCGACAUAACAAUAACUACGCCUCAAUCUCAGACAAUUGGAAAUUGGAAAAUGUAGAUGCACCAGGAAAAUGCAAACGACCACAUUAUCUCAUUGACCAAUACAAACAAAAAAAUCAUUCACAGACAAACAGAGUAUACUGAAUUUUGCCAUCUCUCAUCAAAAUGCUAUUCAAUUUUGUCUGAUUCAUCCAUUGCUUAGCUACAUAGGGUGAAUUUAGGAGUUCCUGAUUGUGUGGGACUCAUCAGAUGCUGUGACACAUCUAUCUAUACAGUAUAAAAACUACAGAAACUGAGGGGGUCAUUAUUGGUUGCAGUGUCAAAUAGAUUCCACUUGUGAUUCAAUCGAAGCAUCCAAGACGAUAUAGGACUCUAUAUCUUUGCAUCACAACACACACAAAGUACAUUUAUCUAUCAAUUUCUCAUUACACACACACUAAAAAGGAAAAAGUCACGCACUAAACCCUAGUCACAAAAAGUCCCUCAAACACCCACAAAAUUUUCUUUACUCUGUACUUCCAAGAUUCGGUUUUUCCUAGAAAGUUUUGAAUUUUCUUGGAAAAUAAAGACACCCAAUGGAGGAUAACGAGGCUCUACCGGACGAUCUCCGGUGUAACAGAACUGACGGCCGACAAUGGCGGUGCAAGCGGCGGGUAGUGGAAGGGAAAAAGCUUUGUGAAAUUCAUUAUGUUCAAGGUCGUCACAGGCAGAUGAAGAAGAAAGUACCUGAAUCGCUGAAAAUCGUGAGAAAUACGAAAAACAAGAAUCAACCGAAGAUUCAGAAUCCAAAAGGGUCUCUUGAAAUUGGGUUUUCAAAGAGUGAAAGGGCGUUGAGAAUUUUGAAGAAAAGGAAACCCCUCAAGCAUAAACCCUGUGUUUCAGAGGCGUUAGAUGAAGCUUUGAGGAGAAUGGAGCUGAAAAGAGGCGAUUUGCCGUUAGAAUUGAUUCGUGUUUUCUUGAAACGGCAAAUAGAGAAGAAAAAUGAGAAGGAAUUAAAGAAUGGUAGUGCUGAGGUGAUGACAGAAUUCCCUAAUGCUUUAAUGGCUAUUCCUAUUAUACCUGCAGAGAAUUUCAACAAUGCAGGUUCUUUUUUAGACGUAAAAUUAGGCUUGGAUUCGAGCUCUAACCCCUUUUCGUUAAGGCGUUUCAGAUCAAAAAAUAUUGAACCCCCUCCAAUUAGUACAAUGCAGGCCGUGCCAUUUGCUAGGAAUGUGAAGAAUUUAAGUAAAGUAAAGAGAAGGUUGUGUCAUUGGUGUAGGAGAAGUUGCUACCGGGUUCUGAUCAAGUGUUCGAGUUGUAAAAAACAGUACUUCUGUCUGGAUUGUAUUAAAGAAAGGUAUUUGGAACAGCAAGAAAUUAGGGUGAAAUGUCCCAUUUGCCGUAAAGAUUGUAGCUGUAGGAUCUGCAAAAGGAGUGAAUUGAAGUCCAGCAGUCAUAAGGAAUCCUCAAGGCAUAAAAGAGAGGUUCCAAAAGUCCAGCUAUUUUAUUAUCUGGUCCACCUGCUUCUUCCUGUACUGGAAAAAAUCAAUGAAGAGCAGAGAGUUGAAGUAGAGAUAGAAGCAAAUAUAUCAGGAAAGGGGGAAUCUGACAUUCAGAUUCAGCAGGCUUCAGCAGGAGAUGGAAAAUUAUAUCACUGUAGUAACUGCAACACCUCCAUCCUGGAUUACCACAGAAUCUGCUCUAAGUGUUCAUAUAGCCUUUGCUUAUAUUGCUGUCGGGAGUCCCGCCAUGGAAGCUUAACUGAAGAUUGGAAGUCCGAAGGUUCCAAUGACGAACAAGCUUGUUCUACUAACUUUGAGCGACAAUCAAGGAUGAAUCAUACUAGCACCUCAAGGCAAAGUUUCUCAGGGAUACAUUACCCAUCUUCCAAGUCAUGCUCCAGCUAUCAAGCUUGUGCUGAUGGCAGUAUAUAUUGCCCCCCUGCAGAAUAUGGCGGUUGUAGUGAUAGCUUCCUGGAUUUAAGAUGUGUAUUUCCUUACGCAUGGAUCAAGGAGCUGGAAAUCAGCUCUGAAGCAAUAUUAUGCAGCUACAACAUUCAGGACACAGAACACGAUUUUUCAUCUUGCUCACUAUGCAGGGGAAGUGAUCAUAAAGAUGCUGUUGUUAAUUCAUUCAUCAAAGUGGCCGAGAGACAAAAUUCAAGGGAUAAGUUUCUGUAUUGUCCAUCUAUAAAGAAUCUCCGUGAGGAAAACCUUGAACACUUUCAGAAACACUGGGGUGAAGGUCAUCCUAUUAUAGUUCGAAAUGUGCUUCGGAAUUCUUCUGAUUUGUCUUGGGAUCCGGUUGUUAUGUUCUGCAGUUACCUUGAGAAAAGGUCAAAAUGUUCCUCGGAUAAAGAAACAGCUAAGGCACAAAAUCACUCGGACUGGUGUGAGGUUGAAAUAGCUAGAAAACAGAUAUUUAUGGGGUCACUUGAAUGGCAAACACAUGCAACAAUGCAGCGUGAAAUGGUAAAAUUCAGAGCAUGGCUUUCUUCCCAUCUAUUCCAAGAGCAGUUUCCUUCUCACCAUGCUGAGAUCUUGCGGGCUUUACCACUUCAAGAGUAUAUGAAUCCAAAAUCUGGUCUUCUAAAUCUAGCAGUUAAUUUGCCACCGGAAAUGCCAGAAACUGAUUUAGGACCUUCAAUCUAUAUUUCCUAUGGUGGGCCAGAAGAACUAUCUCAAGCAGAAUUUACCACUAACCUAUGUUGUGAAUCAUAUGAUGUGGUUAAUAUUCUUGCAAGUGCUACUGAUGUUCUUGUUUCCAAGGAACAAGUAAGAAAAAUAAAAUGUUUAAUGAAAAAUAAGAAGCCUCAAGAUCACAAGGAAUCUACCAGCUAUUCCAGUGAUCAGAAAGGAAAAUCAUCUCUGCAUAGUGGAGACACAGAAGAAUCCGGUCUGCAGGAUGCAACUGGAGAGCAGUUGCCUGAUGGUAUUGCUGAAGUACCUUUUUAUUCUGGUGACUCACAAAAAGCUCAAAGGUAUGAAGACCAAGAUGGCAAUAUCUCCAGUGACAAUGAAAAUGACUCUGAAUCUGAGUCCGAUGUCUCACUGUUCUGCUCUGGGUCUGUUGAAAGAUCUGAAGAUUCAGACAGUGAUUAUCUUUUUAAAGAUGUUGAUGGUGCAAAGAAAGAAGCAAAAGCCUCAGGUGCUCAAUGGGACAUUUUCCGUAGACAAGAUGUCCCAAAGCUUCUAGAGUACCUCAAAAGGCAUUCUAGCGAGUUCACCUCCGUGCGUGGUUAUUCCAAACAAGUUGUUCACCCAAUUCUUGAUCGAAGUUUCUUCUUUGAUGCAUUCCACAAAUUGAGGCUUAAGGAGGAAUUUGAUGUUCAACCUUGGACUUUUGAACAACAUCUUGGAGAAGCUAUUAUCAUCCCCGCUGGAUGUCCAUAUCAAGUCAAACAACUUAAGUCAUGCAUCAACGUUGUUUUGGACUUCAUCUCGCCUGAAAAUGUUGCUGAAUGUAUCCGCGUAACUGAUGAAAUUCGUCUACUUCCUGAGCACCACAAAGCCAGGGGAAAAAUGCUGGAGGUGAAGAAAAUGGCUCUCUAUGGGAUGGACAAUGCAAUUGCAGAAAUUCGCAACCUCACGCAUACCAAUCAAUCCUCUUGAAAGAUGAUAGCCAUGCAUCUUUGUCAAAACUGAUUGAUCCAAAUAUCACAUAGUUCGUGCUACAUACUGCUAGGGAAUAGGUUCAGUUCAUUUUUUGGACAAAGGGAUGACUGGAUACUGAUUGCUGAAGAUCUUUGUCACUCGUCAAAGAUUUUCUUAUGUGUGUAUCAGAAUGUGAAGGUGAAAUUGAUAGAUCUAACCAGAGACGGAUUUUAACUCAUAAAAAGGCUAUGAAAACAUGUACUAUUCAAUAUUUCCUUGUACAUGCUUUGUUAGGAGUCCUUUCUA